AAUAAAACCAGUUCAUUUUCCACAUAAUGAAUGAUUACCAACUAAUGACUUCUGAAUUAAGAGAUGAAUUGACUUGCGUUUUAUGUCAGGAUAUGUAUGAUAAACCACAGGCAUUAAUACCUUGCCUGCACACUCUUUGUUUAGAUUGUAUAUCAUGCCUUCCAAAAACCAAUGAAGAAAAUGACGCAUUUAAUUGUCCUAUUUGUCGUGGUACUGUUAAUAAAUUUACAAAUAACUUUUCUAUCCAAAAUGUGAUUGAUAUUCUUCAGAAGGCAAUAAAAUCCCAGUCGUCAGCAAAUAAAAAUCAAGAGGAGUUAAUGACCAAAAAUAUAGGACAACAACAACAAAACCAUACAGCAGCAACAGCUAAAGAUUUAAAUGACAUAAAUAUACAAAACUCUAACCUUAUUGAGGAGCCAUCGUCCUCUUCUUCAGUAUCUGUUCGAGAUUACACUCAUGCUUUUAAUAAUCACACAAAAAAGACAUGUCGCUCAUGUAUACAAGGGAAUGAGAAUGGAUUUACCUGUCCAAUACCUAUUACAGAUGACGAACAGGAUGGAUUUGGACAUAUUUUAUGUGGUUAUUGUGGAGAAUAUAUGCCAGCAAGGGGAUUGAAUGAAAAUGAACCUGCUUUAAACCAAUGUUGUAAUUUUUGUGGUGUUGUUGCAUGUGAUGAAUAUUGGAAGUGUAAAAACAGAUCUAUUGCAGCAAAGCUUUAUAUUCUAAAUGAUAUAACUGAUAUAGAAAGCUGGCUAGAGAAUUUAGAUUCAAUUGAAAUGAAAGAAGAAGGACAUUUAAAUAAAGCUGAAAUACAGUUAUUGAAACAAUAUUUAAACGAAAAUAAUAUUUCUUGGACAGAAGCGUGGAAUACAUGUCUUUAUUAUUUAGAUGAAAGCAUUUAUACUUCUUCUAUAGUUAGGAGAAUGACACAAUUAGGUUUACAAGUCUACAAUACUCGUUUAUUACCAGGCUCAGAAGUUUUAGAUGAAUGUGAAGAUGAUAGUGAAGAGGAGGACUACUAUGAUCGAAUUGAGCAAGAAGGAAUUAAACCUUCACAACAUUUACGAGCAUGCUACACAUGCUUGGCUACUAUCGUUAACGGACAAUUUUAUGGUUACUGGAAGCAUAUUAUUAGGGACGGUUCAAUUGAAAAUAUAAGAGAAAUGUGUCCACAUGGUAUACAGUGUGAAGCUCAAUGGCGAAGAGAUACUCAUGCACAAAGAUUAAGCCAUAUCGAAAUAUAGUAUUAGUUUUUGAAAAAAAAAAAAAAGGAAAUAAAAA
This is a messenger RNA of Cokeromyces recurvatus, 1281 nucleotides long. RefSeq lists its product as uncharacterized. Gene Ontology annotation, biological process: protein ubiquitination; mitotic cell cycle checkpoint signaling; ubiquitin-dependent protein catabolic process. The coding region runs from base 27 to 1244 and encodes 405 amino acids. Gene Ontology annotation, molecular function: ubiquitin-protein transferase activity. Gene Ontology annotation, cellular component: nucleus. The record is from RefSeq and is a predicted model, not a curated record. NCBI's taxonomy places the organism in Eukaryota, Fungi, Mucoromycota, Mucoromycetes, Mucorales, Mucoraceae. The transcript has 8 exons.